Pygocentrus nattereri (red-bellied piranha) is the source of this 6078-nucleotide messenger RNA. RefSeq names its product NACHT, LRR and PYD domains-containing protein 3-like. NCBI's taxonomy places the organism in Eukaryota, Metazoa, Chordata, Actinopteri, Characiformes, Serrasalmidae. The record is from RefSeq and is a predicted model, not a curated record. Gene Ontology annotation, molecular function: protein binding. The transcript is spliced from 17 exons. Bases 601 to 5331 code for a protein of 1576 amino acids.
CAAUGUAAACGGCAACCGGCACCUUCACACGGCCACGGCGGAGAUACGAGGUUUUCAUAGUGAAAAGUGAUGAGCCCGAGACUGAAACGAGGAGGAACUCUUUCUGUGGUUUAUUCAAACAGUAAAGUGAGAAAACGGCGAGGUCCGUUCAAAUGUGAGUGAGCGGGUCUUUCAGAUCAGUGCGGACCCGUUUCAUCCUCCGUCCUACAGAAGGAGCCCAGGGGGGCGGACAUGCUCGAGGCGCUGUCACGUCCUGAAACGACAGACUUUAAUAGAGUCGUGACGGCAUUUCUUAUCCACACGACUGUGAGACCCUAAUGCGCGGCCACGCCUUAUUAACGCGUGGGGACGAGAUUGCUAAGCCGUGGCCGUGACUUAGUAAGGCAUGGGAACGAGAUCGCGGCUUACUGAGUCAUGGCGACGGAUUAGGAUCUCGUUCCCACGCGUUGAUAAGGCGUGCCCGCGACUUAACGAUCUCGUUCCCACACCUUACUAAGUCGUGGCCGCGCGUUAUUUUUAUUUCUCCAGGAAGUCGCCAGCGGGGCUCCGUACAGCUCCAUACAGGCCAAACCCGCUCUGCGGUGGGAGCCGGAGGGGUUCAUGAAAGUGAAACUGAAAGGAGCUCAGCGAGAAACAGCGGCGCCUCCAGCUGCUGAGGAAGCGGAGGGAGGACCACGGGCUCGAGCUUGGGAGCAGAGAGCUGCAGCAUGUCCAGUGUCCUACUGUAUCUGUGAAGACCUCAUUAUGGAGCCUCAUCAGCAUCUUCAGCACUUCACCAGUGGUGAAGGAACCUAUGACUCAAACUGGAAGAGAUUCAGAGGAAAACCCCCAGAGCCCAGCUGUGUGUCUUUGAAGAGCAACAACUCAAUGUCUGAGCCUCUUUACUUCAGUAAUGAAAAAAACAGUACUGACCAGAGCUGGAAGAGAAUCAGAGGAGAACCCCCAGAGCCCAGCUGUGUGUCUUUGAAGAGCAACAUCUCAAUGUCUGAGCCUCUUUACUUCAGUAAUGAAAAAAACAGUACUGACCAGAGACUGCAGACAUACAGAGCAGAACCUCUGGAGCCCAGCUUUGUGUCUUUGAAGAGCAACAACUCGAUGUUUGAGCCUCCGAGCUUCAGUAAUAAAAAACCCAGUACUGACCUGAGCUGUGUGAGAGCUGCAUCACUUCAGCAUCAGUCCAGGUGUGGUGUGUGUGAGCAGAUUCAGACAGAUCCAAUCUCCAUCAACUGUGGACACACAUUCUGUAGACAGUGCAUCAACAGCUACUGGAGCCAGUCUGCUGAGUCAGGAGUCUUUGCCUGUCCCCACUGCAGAAAGAGGUCUAAGACACGUCCUGUUCUAUAUCAACACAUAGAGGAGUCCAAUGAGCAGAAAGCAGUGGGUGAUGUUCUGCACAGAGAUCUAGAGAGACACAAAACCAUGAUGAAGAACAGAUAUGAGAGCUUAUUUGAGGGAUUCAAAACACAAGAAAAUAAAACCCUCCUGAACAGGAUUUACACUCAGCUCUAUAUCAUAGAGGGAGAGAGUGAAGGAGUGAAUGACGAACAUGAAGUUUUACAGAUUGAAAAGACACUCUGGGACCAACACUGUCAAGAUACACCAAUUAACUGUUUAGAUAUCUUUAAACCUGUACAGUGCAAUGUAGGAGAGCUGGAAGAAGACAGCAUCAGAACUGUGAUGGCUGAAGAUGUCAGAUAUGAUGAAAGAGAAGAAGAUAAAGGUCCACAAGUGCAGAAACUCAGAACUGUACUGACUAAAGGCAUUGCUGGCAUUGGAAAAACAGUCUCUGUGCAGAAGUUCAUUCUGGACUGGGCUGAAGGAAAAGCCAAUCAGGAUGUAGAUUUGAUGUUUGUGCUUCCAUUCCGAGAGCUGAACCUGAUUAAAGAUCACCAGUACAGUCUUCAUAGACUUCUGUGUGACUUCCAUCCUGAGCUCAGAGACCUGGACACAAAGAUAUAUGAUGAGUGUAAAAUAGUGUUCAUAUUUGAUGGCCUGGAUGAAAACAGAAUUCCACUGAACUUCUUACAGUGUGAGAACCUGUCAGACAUAACCAAGGUACUAGCACUGUCUGUGCUAAUGACCAACCUCAUCAAAGGAGAUCUGCUUCCCUCUGCUCACAUCUGGAUAACCUCUCGACCAGCAGCAGCCAAUCAGAUCCCUCGUCAGUACAUCAACCGUGUGACAGAAAUUCAGGGAUUCAAUGACCCACAGAAGGAGGAGUACUUCAGAAAGAGAAUCAGUGACCAAGAUCAAGCCAACUUCAUCAUCUCACACAUUAAGAAAACAAGGAGCCUCCACAUCAUGUGCCACAUUCCAGUCUUCUGUUGGAUCUCAGCCACUGUGCUUCAGCACCUAAUGAAACAGGGUAUUACAGACAUCCCUAAAACUCUGACUGCAAUGUAUUCACACUUCCUGAACACUCAGACAAUCAAGAGGAAUGAGAAGUAUGAGGAAAAUAGUGAGAUAAAUCCAAAGGAUCUCUUGGGAUCCAACAGAAAGUUACUUCUGAAACUGGCUGAACUGGCUUUCAAACAGCUGAUGAAGGGCAAUGUGAUGUUCUAUGAAGAAGAUCUGAGAGAGUGCAGCAUUGAUGCCUCUGAGGCCUCGGUGUACUCUGGCAUUUGCACUGAGAUCUUUAGAGAAGAAUUUUUGCUCUACCAGAAGAAGGUCUACUGCUUUGUUCAUCUGAGCUUUCAGGAGUUCCUGGCUGCUCUCUAUGUGUUUCACUGCUAUGUGAGCCAGAACAUGGAGGAACUGCGAGUUUUUAAGAUACAGAACAAAAAGCAGUCUGACAGCAUUUCACUGGAAGAUCUGCUAAGGGGAGCUGUCCAAAAAGCUGUAAAGAGUGAGAAUGGAAACCUCGAUCUAUUUCUCCGUUUUCUGCUGGGCAUUUCACUGGAGUCCAAUCAACAGCUCUUAAAAGAUCUUCUGACUCAAACAGUGAACAGCUCCGAGAGCAUCAACAAAACAGUUCAGUACAUCAAACGCCUAAUACCAACAAAGAAUCUUUCCUCAGAGAAAUCCAUCAACCUGUUCCUCUGUCUCACUGAAAUGAAUGACCAGACAUUAUCCAAAAAAAUUCAGAACUACCUAAAAUCCAAUAAAGGCUCAAGACAGAAUCUCUCUGCUGGAGAGUGUUUAGCACUAGCCUACAUGCUUGUGACCUCAGAGGAAGUGCUGGAUGAGCUGAACCUCAACAAUUACAACACAAACGCGAGCGGACAUUUGAGAUUGAUUCCAGCUGUCAGCAACUGCAGAAAGGCUGUACUAGCUGGCUGUAAACUCACCAUGAACUCCUAUGAAACUCUCUGUUCUGCUCUGAAAUCAACAAACUCACCCCUGAAAGACCUGGACCUCAGUAACAUUGACCUGCAGGACUCCGGAACUGAGCUGCUCACUGCUGGACUGAAGAGUUCAAACUGCAAACUGGAGAUACUCAGACUAGGCCACUGCAAACUCAGCAUGAGCUCCUAUGAAGAUCUCUGUUCUGCUCUGAAAUCAACAAACUCAUCCCUAAAAGAACUGGACCUCAGCCACACUGACCUGCAGGACUCAGGAGAGAAGCUGCUCUCUGCUAUACUGAACAGUUCACACUGUAAACUGGAGAAACUCAGACUGUCUUGGUGUAAUAUUAGGAGAAAGGCAUCAGCUUCACAGCUGGUGAACUCCUCCCCUAAAGAGCUGGACCUCAGGGAGAGUCACUUUCAGGAUUCAGGAACAGAGCUGCUCUCUGCUGUACUGAAGAGUCCACACUGUAAACUGGAGAUCAGAUCAGUAUUGCAGGCGGAAAACUCCUCCCUGAAAGAGCUGGACCUCAGCAACGUUGACCUUCAGGAUUCAGAAAUAGAGCUGCACUCUGCUGGACUGAAGAGUCCACACUGUAAACUGGAGAUACUCAGACUAGGUCACUGCAAACUCAGCAUGAGCUCCUAUGAAGAUCUCUGUUCUGCUCUGAAAUCAAAAAACUCAUCCCUAAAAGAACUGGACCUCAGCCACACUGACCUGCAGGACUCAGGAGGGAAGCUGCUCUCCGCUAUACUGAACAGUUCACACUGUAAACUGGAGAAACUCAGACUGUCUUGGUGUAAUAUUAGGAGAAAGGCAUCAGCUUCACAGCUGGUGAACUCCUCCCCUAAAGAGCUGGACCUCAGGGAGAAUCACUUUCAGGAUUCAGGAACAGAGCUGCUCUCUGCUGUACUGAAGAGUCCACACUGUAAACUGGAGAUCAGAAUAUCUUCGUCUAAUACGGGGGAGACGAUUUGUGAAAAUAUAAGAUCAGUAUUGCAGGUGGAAAACUCCUCCCUGAAAGAGCUGGACCUGAGCAACAAUGACCUUCAGGAUUCAGGAGCAGAGCUGCUCUCUGCUGGACUGAAGAGUCCACACUGUAAACUGGAGAUACUCAGACUAGAUUCUUGUAACCUUGGGGAAAAAUCUUGUGAAAAUCUAGGAUCAGUAUUACAAGCGGAAAACUCCUCCCUGAAAGAGCUGGACCUGAGCAACAAUGACCUUCAGGAUUCAGGAGCAGAGCUGCUCUCUGCUGGACUGAAGAGUCCACACUGUAAACUGGAGAUACUCAGACUGUCUUACUGUUUAAUUACAGAGGAAGGCUGUUCUGCUCUGGCUUCUUCUCUGAGUUCAAACCCCUCACACCUGAAAGAACUGGAUCUGACCUACAACCACCCAGGAGAUACAGGAGUGAAGCUGCUCUCUGCUAGACGGGAGGAUCCACACUGCAGACUGGAGACUCUCAGGGUGGAUUAUGGGGGGGAGGUCAGGAUGAAACCAGGACUAAAGAGAUAUUCCUGUGAUGUCACUCUGGACCCAAACACAGCAAACACUCGUCUCUCUCUGAGUGAGGAGAACAGAAAGGUGGUGUUUGUGGAGGAGAGUCAGUCGUAUCCUGAUCAUCCAGAGAGAUUUGAUUACUGGUCUCAGGUUCUGUGUAGAGAGAGUCUGACUGGACGCUGUUACUGGGAGGCGGAGUGGAGCGGACGUGUUUAUAUAGCAGUGACUUAUAAAGGAAUCAGGAGGAAAGGAGUCAGUUAUGACUGUGAGUUUGGACUGAAUGAGAAGUCCUGGGUUCUGAUCUGCUCUAAUAACAGUUUCUCUGUCCGUCACAAUGAGAUCAGCACUGCUGUCUCUGCUCCCUCCUCUCAGUCUAACAGAGUAGGAGUGUAUCUGGACUGUCCGGCCGGCUCUCUGUCCUUCUACAGCGUCUCCACGGAAACACACAGACUGACCCUCUUACACACUUUCAGCUGCUCCUUCACUGAACCGCUUUACGCUGGAUUUGGACUUGAUGGUUCUGGCUCCUCAGUGCGUGUGAGAUGAAUAUAGAUGUGAGCUGGAGUUUGUAGGACCGACACUCACGUACUGAGAUAUUUCACAGUCACUGCCUGGAGAUUUUGUUGUUCUCCAUGUUUCAUUAUUUGUAGCUACAUCGACUUUCUGUCCACUUUCUGCUGAAAUUACAGAGAUUAAAUGAAGCUGCAUGAAAAUAUUCUCUUCUACUGGGGAUUAAACCGCUUCAUGUGUUGAUGGAAUAAUCUGUAAAACACUGUUUCAGAAGUUUUGGUUCAUCAGUAAGAAGUUGUGUUUGACUGUUUCUCUGAUUUCAUGAAUGUUGGGACCUUCAGCUUCACUCACUUCCCCACAAACUGAGAUCAUUUAUUUUAUUUCAUUCUUUAUUUUGUUGUUUUCUUCUGUUCCGCUUGUCUGCCGUGUGGAGCUGUACUAGCCACGCCCCCUCAGCAGCCGCGGGGCGGGACAAAGCCCGACUCUCCGCUAUGAUUGGUUGCUACUGGCAACGCAGCGCUCAGCAGGAUUAACUCUUCGUUUGCCAGAAGGUUUUAAGUGUUAAACCAUGUGAACCGCAAGAAAUGCGGGUUACAAACAGAGACGCCGCACAAAACAAGCCGCUCAGAAAACGACGCCCAGCCGCUCAAUGAGUUUAAAACGCGGAGACACAGCAACACGAAUUUCACCACAACCGCUGCGGCUCAAACCUCGACUGUGUAGCUACGUUUAGAGUGGGGACACCUGCUGUUCUGUUUCUGGAAUAAAAGCUUUAUAACAAAA